Messenger RNA from Macrobrachium nipponense, 5857 nucleotides. RefSeq lists its product as uncharacterized. NCBI's taxonomy places the organism in Eukaryota, Metazoa, Arthropoda, Malacostraca, Decapoda, Palaemonidae. The transcript has 6 exons. Bases 519 to 3317 code for a protein of 932 amino acids. The record is from RefSeq and is a predicted model, not a curated record. Gene Ontology annotation, molecular function: G protein-coupled serotonin receptor activity; neurotransmitter receptor activity. Gene Ontology annotation, cellular component: dendrite; plasma membrane. Gene Ontology annotation, biological process: chemical synaptic transmission; G protein-coupled receptor signaling pathway, coupled to cyclic nucleotide second messenger.
ACUUUUUCUUCUUCAGUGCGCUGAGAGCUUUAGUGGUCUAGAGGUGGUUCCUUACGGACAAGUGGGCGUAUUUCUUGCUUUUGUUUGUUCUCUAUGGUGGAUUAAACUAAGUGACAACGCAACUGAUGGUUUACCGUGGAUAUUAAGUGCUUGCGCGAAGCGGAUGAGAGGUCGUUCGUCUCGUGGAUAAUUAAGGAAGCGAGAAAAUACGAUUGGGCACAACAGGUUCAGUGGACUAACUACAAUCAAACUUGAUCUGUGCGUGUUAUUAUUAUAAUUAACCAAUAAGUGAUGAAGUAAAAUAUUAAAAGAACAUGGCUCUGAAACGAUGGCCAGUGUGAUGAUGAUAACUCAGUGGCUCAAGUAACGAAAAAUAACAUGACAGGUGCACUAAGAUGGCCAGCGGCGUAAUGUCGCUCAAAAUCAGAGGAGGACUUAUGCUAACCUCUCGUUUGCCUUUUGUUUUUGACCUUGUAUAAUGGCCCGUUGCUAAUCGGAUCAAAUGUCCAGUCGCCACCAUGAUUAUGGGAGCGCUAACUUACAGCUGGAUCGGGCUGUCGGCGGCAGCGCCUCUGAUCUUCCUCAUGUGCGCUUGGGUGUUGGGCGUCUUCAUCUCCUACAGGAGGCACUGGCGGUCCGUCGACCUGUUCCUGCUGGCGGUGUUCGUCCAGGAACUCCUCAUGGCCCUGCAGGUCUUCGCCUACGCCCUCCUCAGCCUCAUGAGGCCUGAGUCGUCGGCGGCCUGCGGCACCUUCAUCUGGAGCCUCAGCUCCACCAGGACUCUGCAGGCGGCCACCGUGGCGUCCCUGCUGGUGGACCGGGCCCUCACGAGCCAGUGGCCCUACAAGUAUCGGUUCAGCGUCCGGCGGCACCAGAUCCGGUAUCACCUGGCUGUGUUGGCCAUCAUCGCCGCCCUGGUGGGCGUGGCGGCUAUCCUGGCCCCGAAGACGGGCACCCCGGAAAAGUUCGAGAAGUGCAGCUUCCUGCCCCACAUCCUGCACGAGCGCCUCUCCAUCUUCAUCCUGAGCAUCUACGGCAUCCUGGUCGUGGUCGGGGGCGUCAGCGCGGGCGUCGUGCAGGCGGGACGCGGGUGCUGGGAACCGUCGCCCGCCCAUUCGGAUAUCGCGCCCAUCACCACCACCGGUUCCUCCUCGGCUUCGUCGUCCAGCGCCGCUCGACCCGGAACGUCGCUCCACGCGGCCGCCUCGUCUGCCUCGACAACUUCGUCCAACUCUUCAUCCGUCCACGGGGGCGUGCACAGUGCCAUGCAACCAGCUUCCUCUACCUCGGAUCUGCUCCCUCCGCCGCCUCCUCACCGGCCUCCGCCCGCUCUCCCCGCCAGAGGGCAGAAGGGCAUGGCCGUGAAGCGAAACAGCAACUUGGCGCGUACGCCGGCUUCGGACUUCCGCUGGGGAACUACGGUAGCUGUGGCGACUCUCUGCUUCAUCGUCAAUCACUUCCCCUACAUGUGCGUCAUCAUGGUAGGGACCUACAAGGCAUCCUACUUGGAAAAACUGCCGGUGGAAAAUAUCGCUCUCUGGUUAUCCUUAGCCGAAGGACUCCUGCUGCCUCUGGUCCUGGGCCUCGUCGACGCCACCUUCAGCGAGGCUGCAGGGGCAUCUUGCUCCAGGGACAAGAGUCAGCUUCAUAAAUACAAUGAAAGCGAGGGCCCCUUUCGACUCUUCCCGAAGGAGGAGGUGAAGUCUUUCCCCUUGACCAACGGAUCCCUGUUCUCGUCCCUCCUCAACAUGAAUGUCGACAAUCCUAACCAGAUCAUUCCGUCCUACAGGCCAGGUGGCGCCUCGGGCCUCAAGAUGGGCGUCUCCUCCCAGGAAAUUCGGGGUCUCGUUGGAAGUGGCAUGGAAAACCGCAUCAGGGAUCCUUUCGGGCCUCCUUACUACCCCAGAGAACCCACCGAAUCCUUGGGGUCUGUCGGAACCAGUAGCCAGGAUCCUAUUUAUUCUGAUCCCCUCACGAAGGUUGGUAGCACUGACAGUUCCCUCAAAGAAGACCACAUUUACGCAACGCUGUCAGAGACCUUCGGGUCGAUGUCUUCCCUGAGUGAUGGGUACUUGGGAGAUGACCAGCGAUGUUCCUCCGUCACGACGGUCGCUAAUGACGACUUCGAGUUCCACGACCCGCGAGUGAGCGGGUCGCCCGAACCCGUCUGCUACGCGCCCGAUGUCCAUCAAGGGGUCGUCAGCGCUCGCAACAUAGCUCUUUCCAACCGGCCACCUGCCCAGCUCCCCCCCGAAGCCCGUAAUGACACCCCGGACGAUGUCUAUCAGUUUUCGACGAAGACUGAAUCGUCAACGGCCGGAUCCGUCGCAUCUUCCUUCAGGUCGUCGUGUUCUCAGGUCACGGCCACCAUCGAGAGCGCCCACAACCAGGAGAGUUUGGAAACUCCCGCCGACGACGUCGUCAACAAACCCCCCACCAGCGAAAUCGGUUACUACAACGGAGGCUUCGAGACGGACACGCUGGAGGAAAAGAAAGAGUACUUCCGCACUCGAGGCGCCACGGACACCUUGGACCUCCAUCAGAAGAAAGAGAAGAGCAGCGCCCAGGAGAGCCCGGGGGAAGGGACCCUCUCGCGGAAGCAUCGUUCCUCUUCCUUGUCUAUGAAUGACCUCGACCGACUGGAGACAAACACGGACAAAGAGGAGGAGAUGAUGUUCAUCCUUCCCGUGAAGAGCGAGUCGAUGUUGAGUCUCUACAGACUGUAUCUCGCUGAGGACGAGGCCGGCACGAGCCUCCACUACUCCGUGGAGAUAUCGCGUUCAGAGGGAGACCUUUCAGCCCUGGCCAACGCCGUGAACGCCGGCGUCGUCGAGGGAAAGAGCGAGAGCUCCCUGCACGAGGUUUACCAGAAACGUAGGGCUCCCGAAUUUUCUGGCGGCAGCCGAGUCAAGCGACAGCACAAGAUCCAGAGAGCGAAGGGCCUUCAGCAGCAGCAGCAGCAGCAGCGCACGAGGACUCGGUCCGCUCAAGUUCCUACCAAUUCCUCCUUAUGCACGAUCGCUCCCUCUGCCCCGCCCUCGAGUUCCUGCCCCUCACCCAGCUUGAACGUCCCCAGCCAAGGGAUGCAGGUGGCUGUCAUGGACAGGCUGCGUCGACGCAACGGAAUCAUCACGAUACAAGACCCUUCGGUACUCUCUGUGGAGGAGCUCUUCCACGUGCUGGACAGAGCCUCCACUACGCCUUCUGUGCCAUACACAGAUAUGGGGAAUGGGACUUACUCGUCCCCUCCCCCCGCCACGCCCAUCACGCGCACCGAACCAGACUUUAAAAAGAUCUUCGUGAGUGAAUAUCUGUAGGAGGGGCAGUUCACGAGUUGCGCAGUGGAGAACAAGUGACAGUAGACUCGAGUUUUGAGGUAUUAAAGAAUUAUUCUCAUGAUGGUGGAGACUUCAAUGCAUUCAUUCAUUGAAUGGUGAAAAUAAAAAGAUUGGAGCUGCCGUAAUGUUAUGUGUAGAUUUUCACGUAAAAACUUGGUAUUCAUUAUGAAAUAAACAAUUACUAUUAGAAAAAAUAUGCGGCAGAAUGGAACCACCGUGUAUAUUCGAAAAUGUGCAAUUGAUGCUGAGUGAUCAGAAAAUGAUCUUAUGUACACUGAUCUUAUUUGGGACCCAAACAAAGUCACCUGUGGUGACGUAGGAACGGACGUGAAACAGACUGAAGGAAACCCAGGUGACAGCGAGAGAAAUAUUUCGCUCAUGAAUUAACAGUGCAAAUUGAUAGAAUUAAGAUUUUCACCCCUGAAUGUAACAUAGCAGUAUAUCUGUACUCUAUAACAUUUGCAAGUAAUGAGGCAGAUGGCAUCAACAUAUUCAAAAUUAAAGUAACAAGUACAAAAGGCAAAUUAAUGGCUUCUAGCUUGUAAUGCUAAGAAUGAUGUUUGUACAGAUUUUGUUUUAACAAUGCAGUUCUUAGGCCGCUUCUGAGGGCCAAGACUCGACGGGUCUCGUGAGUACGAGUCGCUGACAUCCUCCCAAGGAUGACAGUUGAUCGUCCAUUCAGCGGAAGGAGGAAGAUACUCUUUUAUCUUUAAUUGUCUUUACAGAGUAAAAGAGACAAUCCUACGUAAGCUUAACCUUUGUCGUCGGCCGCGUGGCUCCCCGCGGACUGGCGGCGGCGCGCAUGUGAAUUGUACAUAUUUAUUUGUAUAGCGAUGGUAUUUGUUCAUUUUUAAGUUUUUAGAGUUUAAUGUGAAUGAGGUAAGCUCGUACCCACAACCUUCGCUGCUCUCUCUACUCAAGCAUACACACAUUGUAUUGCAAAUAUUUUGCACGAAUUUCUUUCCGAUUGUUUUGCUCUUAAGUGGAAAAUUUUACUUGGCAUCGCGAUUAAGAAUUUUAUCUUGGAAAACUGCGAAAUUUGUCAAUUGAAACGAUCCAAAUUAAAUCAGGCAUGGGCAACCCUUUCAAGUAUUAUGCCAAACUGCAACUUUAUGAUUAUCAUUACUUUAUAUAUUUUCAGAAAAUGAAGGUCCGUUUUGAGGAAAAAUCAUAGCAGUUAUACUGAUAAUAUUUUAUGAAAUCGAAAUCAGAGGUCUGGAUAAACUACUAAUCCUUUAUAAUAAUAAUCGAAAUCGAAAAAAGUUUCUUUUUAACAAAAACUUGAAAACUACUUAAGUGAAGGUCUCACAAUAUCUUGCACUCUCUUUGUUUCUCGGCCAGGCAAUAUUGUUUCCAAUGCGUCUCAUGGAUGAAAUCAUUGAAGAAAUAGAAAGUUCCGAAAAUCAUGAUAGAUCAGAUGCCCGGUAGUCUAAUUGUAUUAUUUCCCUCAACCCUCCCCGCCAUAAGAAAAGCGGUUAAGGUUUAUUGGAUUUAAAUUUCUAUAUUUUUGUCCUCUCUGAAUAUUACAGCAGUGCCAGUGGCAUAUGGCAACACUUGACAAGAGGAACAUUUUGACUGAAAUAAUCAUUUUGAUAUAUUUUUGCAAUGUAAUGUUUUACUCUUAGAUUUAAAUUCAAGUGCUACUGAGAACCGCACACAGGCUGUAUAGGUUACCCAUGCGUGAUUUUAAAUCCACUUUGCUCCUGGGAAUUCUACCUGCACAUUGUGUGUUGAAUGCCAAUGGCUCUUUCUUCAGGAGGGAAAUUGAAAAGUUGAACAUGACAUUCGUCUUAUCUUUGCAAGUCGUGUGGUUUGCUUAUUCAAAUUCGUCUCUUCUUACCCUCAUCCCUCUGUCAUCUUCCUUUCUGGCAUCACCGUAACUCAUAUUCUUCCUUUCCAAACCUUGAACUUUUAUUAUUCUCUCGGUUACCACGAUUCUUUGCUGAUUUUUUUUUUAAUAUCCCUAAAUUUCAAGUCGAAAGGAUUUUAUCAUUUCUUGUACGUACAAGGAAGACACAAAUGUAAGAGAAGUUCAUCGCGAAGAGUAAGUAGCCUACUACCUUUGAGGCUCGAGAGAAGCAUAUUUCAGAUGUGUGUUUCCUUUGUUAUCUGUAAGGGUCAUAGGUAACUAUGAUUUUUUUUUAUUUUUCGUCGUUAGGGAGCUUUCCAUAGUUGGAUACAGACGGCGAGAGAGCAGCUGCUAGCUGAAAUCGAAAUGCAUUCUGUUGCUAUGAUUGAUGUCUCAGAAGCCGUGCACAAGAUGUGCAACAAUGUACAGUUUCAAUAUUGUCGUAUUACUAAUUCUGACUACAGUGUGUACAUACAUGCAGUGUAUAUAUUCUUUGUAAUGGUGCGCAUUGUAAUGUUAGGAUCUAAAUGCCAGCAUUUUUAUUAUUUUUAAUGUACUCAUUAUAUGUAACUUAUUUAUCACGACUAGACAAUUUUAUAGUAUACAUAUGAAUAUACUUCUGACUGAAUUCUUUUGUACAAAAUAUAAGCAAAUAAAAUGUCAUGAAUGA